AUGCUUCAGUGCCUGGAUUUAUAUGACCUUUCGGGCCUGACCAGGCUCUCCAAGUCCUUUCCCGAGCUCUGCAGACUGGAGCUGUGUUUUAUGGUUAAAGUUGGAUUCUCAUUCUUCCCGGAUGACUUAUGGAAGCUCUCUUCUCUUGUGGUCCUCGGUCAUGCAACACUGGCCAAUCUUCACAACUUGCCAGACUAUUUCUUACAGCUUCCCGCACUGGAGGACUUGAACUUGGAGAGGUGCAAGCGGCUGGCUCAGUUACCCACGGGCCUGCAGCAGAUGGCGAAGCUGCAGGCAUGCACUGUCGAUGAGUGCCCUCUUCUUUCUGCACGGCAGAAGAUGGUGAUUUGUGGUACAGUGAACCUGGACGAGGGAGAGGGUGCAGUGGGUGGCUCAGAGGAGAUUGGGGAGGAGAAUGAGGGAGAGCGUGUGGAAGGAGAGGUGAGCGAAGGAGAGUGGAGUGAAGGGGAGGAAGGAGAGGUGAGCGAAGGAGAGGUGAGCGAAGGGGAGGGGAUUGAAGCGGAGGAAGGAGAGGUGAGCGAAGGGGAGGGGAGUGAAGGGGAGGAAGGAGAGGUGAGCGGAAGGGAGGGGAGUGGAGGGGAGGAACGAGAGGUGAGCGAAGGGAAGGGGAGGGGAGUGAAGGGAAGGAAGGAGAGUGAGGAGGACGAGGGUGGCAAGGAUGGGGAGGUGAAAGAGGAAUGGCAGCACGCUCCCCGCCUCUAUACCCCCCUCCCCUCCGAUCUCCUCCUCCUCAUUGUCUUUGACUCCGCCCUCUCCCGAGGAGACACAUCAGCAGCCAACUCCACCGGCUUUGCUGCCGACGCCCCAGGCGGUGCUGAGCUGGCAUCUCUCGAUGACACGCUGCAGCCGUUCAAAAAAAUCACGCAGCUUGGGCUGGGCAAGCCAGAUGUGCUUUUAAAGGGGGAGGCCAGCUCGUGGCAGGGGGUCGGCGCCGCUAAAACGAACCAAGCCAGCAAGGAGUCCCUCGCGUUUCUGGGCAAGCCAGAGGCAGCAGAAGGGCAUGAGAUUAUAGUGGGGAGCAUUGUUCGGGGCAUAAGAGACGUGCUCGAGGCGGAGAGGCCGGCGGCGGGAAUCAUCCUCACAAAGCAGCUCGUCAACGCGCCGCCCAAUGUGCUCAAGCCAGCUGUGCUUGUUGACGUGGUAGUGAACCUGACUGCUGCCCACGCAGAUGUGCUAAGCGCGCGUAUCUUAGAAAAGGACGAGUGUGCCGCUCUGGGCAUGGGGUCGUACCUGGCAGCGGCGGAGGCAUCAGCGGCAGACAACCCGCCCAAGUCCAUCCACGUUACGUACACACCGCCUGUUGCUGGGGAUGGUGGAGAGGGGGGCGAGGAGAAGCCGCUGAAGAAGCUGGCUCUGGUCGGCAAGGGGCUCACCUUUGACAGUGGUGGAUACAACCUGAAGGCGGGCCCAGGCUCAAUGAUUCUCCUGAUGAAGUUUGACUUGGGCGGCGCUACUGCUGUGCUGGGCGCUGCCAAGGCCAUCGCUGCCAUCCAGCCGCCUGGGGUGGAUGUGAGGCCACACCAUGCAAGCACACAGGCACCGCCAGCAUCGCUAAGGCCAUCGCUGGCAUGCAGUGGAGGUGGCAUGAAGCCGGACGACAUUAUCACUGCCUCCAACGGCAAGACCAUUGAGGUGCGGUGCAGUGCAAAUAGCGGGCUUCUGGCACUACCCAUAACACGGCCGCCCCGUCCCUUCCUCCUCUUUCCCGUCCCUUCCUCCCCUUCCCGUUCUACCGUUCCCUGCCUCUUCCUCGCCUUCCCUUGUGCCCAUCCCCUGGCAGGUGAACAACACAGACGCGGAGGGGAGGCUGACACUAGCGGAUGUGCUGCUACAUCCCUCUCCCAUACACCCUCCCACAACCAACCACCUCCACCAUCUUUCUCCCACCCACCACCACUAGGUCGCUUUACCCAUCUCCCUCACCACUUGGUCUCCACCGUCUUUCCCGCCAUCUCCCUGUUCCUCCUCCCUGCCACCACUCCCAGGUCUGUUCCCCCGAGCGACGAGCUGCCAGCGGAGCUGGAGGCGUCCUCUCGGGCGUGUGGCGACAAGGUGUGGCGCAUGCCCAUGAAGGAGGCGUACUGGGAGGGCAUGCGCAGCAAGCAUGCCGACAUGCUCAACAACGGCGGCCGUGAGGGCGGUUCCAUCACUGCAGCGCUCUUCCUCAAGCAGGCGCAUGGAGAAUGGAGGAGGUUAAGAAAGCACAAGCCUUGUUAUUCUCGCACUUGUUAA
This is a messenger RNA of Closterium sp. Yama58-4, 2253 nucleotides long. The record is from the annotation of a GenBank genome assembly. Lineage: Eukaryota; Viridiplantae; Streptophyta; Zygnematophyceae; Desmidiales; Closteriaceae.